AGUGCUGCAGCAAGAGGACUGCAUCGGGGGAAAAAAAAAGCAUUGUCGUGCGCUGGCAAUCAGCUCUCAUCCUAUUUUACAGUUUAAAAAAAAAAAAAAAAAAAAAAAGCCAACAAGAUUUUCUUUUUUCCCCCCUCUUUUCCCAUAAAGGAGAUUCUGAUGCAAUGGCUAACUAUCAGCACAGUCCACUCUUCUCGCCAUAAAUGACGCCUGGCCGAUGAUUGCCACAGCCAUUGUGGGUUAUCUCCUGUGGUGACUGCAGACUCAAGAGUUUUCUUCCCUGCUGCAUCUUGAGACCCACUGAUCUCACCAUUCCUGCAAUCCUCCCGUCAGCCUACAUUCACCUGUCUCGCCCAUCUUCCCUCUUUCUUCUACUCCUGAGUAUCCUUUGAACCCCCGUGAAGACCUACUGGUGGAGCCAGAAUGGAGGACACUUACAAUAACAGGACUUCUCUGGCAAAGGGGGCCAAGGACAUGGUCAAGGAGGCCAAGCGGCACGCAGCAAAGAAAGUCAACAAGGUGGUGGACCGCGCAACAGAUGAGUACUCAUCCCACCGCAACUACAGCCGAUUCCAGGAUGAGGAGGAUGAAGAUGAGGACUUCUACCGGAACCCCCCGAGGCAGGACGGAGAGGGCUACCAUGACAACGAGGAGGGCUCCAGUGAUGCCACAGAGGGCCACGACGACGAGGACGAGAUCUACGAGGGCGAGUACCAGGGGAUCCCCUCAGCAGGGGACAGGAAGCAUAAGGAGGGCCAGGUGGCACUGGGGCAGCCGGUGUCAGACGCCACAAGGGACCAUAAGGAGCUGGAACAAGAGAGGCAGGCUGAUGAGGAGGAGCUGGCCCAACAGUACGAGCUGAUCAUCCAGGAGUGCGGCCACGGGAGGUUCCAGUGGCAGCUGUUCCUGGUGCUCGGGCUAGCACUCAUGUCAGACGGGGUGGAGGUGUUUGUGGUGGGCUUUGUGCUGCCCAGUGCAGAGACGGACAUGUGUGUGCCCAACUCCAGCUCAGGAUGGCUAGGCAGUGUUGUUUACUUGGGGAUGAUGGUUGGGGCGCUCUUCUGGGGAGGGAUGUCAGACAAAGUGGGCCGCAGACAGUGCCUCCUCAUUUGCAUGUCCACGAAUGGCUUCUUCGCCUUCCUGUCAUCUUUCGUCCAGGGAUACGGCUUCUUCCUCCUUUGCCGUCUCUUUGCAGGCUUCGGGAUAGGAGGCGCUGUGCCCAUUGUUUUCUCCUUCUUUGCAGAGGUGUUGUCCAGGGAGAAAAGGGGAGAACACCUCAGCUGGCUGUGUAUGUUCUGGAUGAUUGGAGAGAUCUAUGCAUCUGCUAUGGCCUGGGCCAUCAUACCACACUAUGGGUGGAGCUUCAGUAUGGGUUCAGCGUACCAGUUUCACAGUUGGAGGGUGUUUGUGGUCGUCUGUGCCCUGCCCUGUGUCUGUGCUGUGGUGGCACUUACCUUCAUGCCUGAGAGUCCCAGAUUCUACCUUGAGGUGGGGAAGCAUGAUGAAGCCUGGAUGAUCCUCAAACAGAUCCACGACACCAACAUGAGGGCGCGUGGGCAGCCUGAGAAAGUCUUCACCGUAAACAGGAUCAAGAUCCCUAAACAGCUGGAUGAACUGGUUGAAAUGGAAUCAGAGUCUGGCAACCCAGUUUCCAAGGUUUUCUUUAGGAUAAAGGCUGAAACACAUGGGAUCUAUCUGAAUCUUAUGAAGUGCUUCAACUACCCUAUGCGGGAAAACAUGAUGCGCCUAGCCAUAGUGUGGUUCACGCUGUCAUUCGGGUACUAUGGGCUGUCGGUCUGGUUCCCUGAUGUCAUCAAACACCUUCAGGCAGAUGAGUACGCCUCCAAAGUGAAGAUCCACAACAACGAACGCAUUGAAGACUUCACCUUCAACUUCACCCUGGAGAAUCAGAUACACAAAAAUGGCCUCUUCAUUAAUGACCGAUUCAUCAGCAUGAAGCUGAGGUCCGUCACCUUCAUUGACUCUACCUUUCGUAACUGCUACUUUGAUGAUGUGACAUCGGUGGGCUCUUUCUUCCGUAACUGUACUUUCAUUGAUGCAUUCUUCUUCAACACAGACAUCGAUGAAUCCAAGUUGAUAGAUGGCACAGAGGUGGUCAACAGCACAUUCACACACAACAAGACAGGAUGCCAGAUGACGUUUGAUGACGACUACAGCGCCUACUGGGUUUACUUCAUAAACUUCCUCGGGACGCUGGCUGUUCUGCCCGGCAACAUUGUGUCCGCCCUUCUCAUGGACAAAAUUGGGCGUCUGUCAAUGUUGGGUGGCUCUAUGGUCCUUUCAGGCAUCAGCUGCUUCUUCCUGUGGUUUGGCACCAGUGAGUCCAUGAUGAUUUUCAUGUUGUGCCUUUACAACGGCCUGAGCAUCUCUGCCUGGAACUCUCUGGAUGUGGUCACUACUGAGUCAUUCCCUACAGUCAGAAGAGGAACAGGCUUCGGGUUCUGCAAUGCCCUGUGUAAACUGGCCGCAGUCCUGGGGAACCUGAUUUUCGGUUCUCUUGUUGGCAUCACCAAGGCCAUCCCCAUCCUCAUGGCCUCAUCUGUGCUCGUCGGUGGAGGACUGGUUGGACUCCGGUUGCCUGACACUCGGGCAAAUGUCCUCAUGUAACACCAGCGUGGCGUUCGUCAGCUGGGAUAAAACCUGAAUAAAACCUGGGUGAAUCCGUGAGGAAGCCCAGGGAGUGUUGGGUAAGGAGUGCAAAUCGCUUGGUUCAUACAUAUCUUAACACUUACUUACUUAAUUACAUUUCACAGAUGUACUUUCAUCAAAGCCAGAUAGCAACCAACCUUUUCAUAGUGUGUUUGACUUUUAUCCUACAAGUCAAACUCAUUAGAUUCCAUGUAAAUCAAUGACAAAGCUCAGUCAUGUCAGAAUGUAUUGUUCAGAGAUUUCACAUGACAGAGCUAGGAGUUUGCAGAGAUUUUAGCACUUGGAGAGAGAGAGAGACUUUGGUGGAGUUUCGCUCAGUGACUAGAUGCGCCUUCCAGCUGCAGCCGUAACCUUGCACAGAGUCACUGCAUGGUUAAAUCUCAAGGUUUUUAAUAUUGAUACAGUCUUAUUAAGACAAGCCAGAUGGGGAGAAAAGUGAAAAACAAGCUGUAAUGAGCACAGCCAACCUGCUGUUUGACAACGUAGGGAAUAGAUGAUCAGACAGAGCGGACACACGACACAGCUGUAUGACAGCUGGCCUGCCCACAAGACCCACAUACAGGGGACAUGUUGAAGACAGCGUGCAGGAAGUCCAAACACACAAAUACAUAAAAAGCCACACAAAAAUGAGCUUUGUGUGCAAAUACAUGUCCUAAAAUAGACUGACACUCACUUUUCCCCCCACUCCACACUUACAUCACACUCAAUACCGUAUUUUGCUCAACAUGACAUUUGCUCAGACAUCUGCAACCUUUUCAAGGUAGAUCAUAGUACGACACCAAGCCCUUUGCAUUACCUACUCAGCCAAGAAUCAAAAAGGCCAUAUUGAAAAACUGUAUUUUCUUGUACCAAUAAUUGUAUGGUAUGUUGAAUCUGAGGAUGUUCAUUUUAUUUUUGCUGUGUUAUUGUGGAAGUCGGAAUGAUGAAUUAUUCAUUUUAUCCAAAUGUGGUUAGUCCAGGUCCCAUUCCAUGUGUAUAUUAUUGUACGAAGGCUCUCUGAUGAGCCAUCCUUCUGAUUCUUGUUAGCUUUGUGUUGGAUCUUGCUUGUGGCAGUGGCGUUGAUAAUGACAUGUCAUGCUGCUUCCUUUUAAAAAUACUGAAUGGCCUUUUUUAAAUGUGCCUCUCCUUAACUGGAGCAGUCUGCCCAUAGUCAUGUGGUGUCCCAAGGUUAUAAGGAACAGACAGAAACUGAAUAGGGGGUGAAUAGAUAAAAAUAAUAAUGGUGUUUUUGUGAAUAUAUGUGAAAUAUAUGGCCGAUACAAUAUUUUUAUUAGGCUGUGAAUAAUUUUUUUGGUCUAAACCUCAUCUCUUUAGUUGGACAUCCCUAUUUUGAUAAAACAUUUAUUUCUGUCAAAUAAGCCUCCUCACCUUCUGAAAAAAAUUUGUUACAAAAGGUAACAAUGAGUCAUAGUGUGAUCAAAUCGUGUAAGUUACCAUGCAUGACUGCAAACUAAUAAUGUAAAUAACAAUCAGGGUGAAUUUGUGCCACCCAUGCUGAAAAUGUCCCCUAAAACCUUUUGACUUUGUAUCUUAAAUCAUCUGGGAAAGAUUCAGCUCAAAAUCAUGUUUGUGCAAUUGUUUCAUUUGAAGUUGUGAAACAAAUACAAAACCAGAUGAGCUUUGUCAUUUGUAGUGAUUUUGUGAAAAACCAUAAUCUCACACUUGAAAACAUGUCCUACCUUGUACUAAUUACUUCUGUCUUUUAUCAUUGGAACCUCAGUGCAUACAGCUAAAGAAGAUAACAAGAUCAUAAAUAAGAUGAAAAUAAUAAAGAUAAUGAUAGUAAGAUCAUGUCGCUAUUUUCAAAGUGUUAAAAUACCUCUAAAAAUUUAAAUGUAUAUUGACAAUUUUCAUAUGAAAAUUGACAUUUUUCAUAUAUGACAACAUAACAGUUCAGUUGCUCACAGUCUUGUUUAAUUUGUGUUUGUGGAUUGUAUUUUCUGUGGCUAACAGCUUGUGUUCUCCUGCUGUUCUCUGCAUUUGUGGUAUCUGUGAUUGCAGCAUAGAGGUAGUUUGCCUUUGCACUGCAGUUGGCUCUCUCAAGGCUGCUCAAAAAAAAAAAAAGAAAAAAGAAAAAAGAAAGAAAAAGAAAAAGAAGAAGAAGAAGAGAAAAAGGCUUCCAAGGUGGUACUGUACAUGUGCACCCAUUUCCAUAAACCUAACUUUUUUCUCAUGUUUUGUGAAAUAGUUUGAAAAUACAUAUUGAGGUGUGCUGCUAUUGCGCAACAGAUAUAUUUUGACCACAUGAUUUAAAUAUUUAUGAAUAUUUUUGUCAUACAGAUUCUAAAUGAAUGCACUGAUAUCAUAUCAAAGCAAUGACUUUUGUAGCAAGAAUAACAGAAGGACUGAUCUGUAUGGUUCUGGUUAAAACCUUAAUUAGUGGCAGAUCUACCUGUUGUGCUAUAUUGGGGAGAAAUUAUAUUACUUGUUAUGUUUGGGGUAUUUGGGGUAUUGCUUAUAUGUACUGUAUUUAUGCGUGUGUGUGAGUGUGUUUGUAUAAAUGUGAGACAGAGAAUACUGUAUGUGUGUGAGGGUCUGUGUAUGGAUGCAUGAGUGUAAAUAUUAUGUACAUAUCAAAGCUGAUAUUGGUGAAAUUCUGGGUUAAAUGUGUAUAAAAUCCUUGAUCGACUCAUGUGUCUCUUGCUCUGUCCAAGCGAUAAGUCCAUCUUCUGUAUCUCUGUUGUACAUCUCUGUGUGUCCUUGGCUUUAAGUCCCUAUUCACUUGCUUCUCUAUGUGUGCGUGUGUGUGUGUGUACCAACUUGCAUGUGUGUAAGAAAACUUCUGUUCUUUUGUGCUCAACUUUGCGUUCUUACUGUAAAACUCUUCUGGCAGAAAAUGAUGGCAAUAUUAACACUUUUGUUGGGGAAAAAUGUGAAUGUAUCGCUCUCGUAAGUUCUGUUCAUCCAUUUUAUGGAGGUAAUCAAAUGUAUGUGGAGAAUAAAGUUGUGUAUAUUAUUGUGAAGGGCCUGUCAGUCAUAGGAUGACUGAGCCGUAUGUUCAGAGGUCCAUAAGUGUGAAAAUAUGUGAAGAAAUAUUUGCCAAAUAAAUAAUGAUUGAAACUGGGAA
Messenger RNA from Lates calcarifer (barramundi perch), 5737 nucleotides. RefSeq names its product synaptic vesicle glycoprotein 2Ca (gene sv2ca). Gene Ontology annotation, biological process: transmembrane transport; chemical synaptic transmission. The coding region runs from base 424 to 2628 and encodes 734 amino acids. The record is from RefSeq and is a predicted model, not a curated record. Gene Ontology annotation, cellular component: membrane. The transcript has 13 exons. Gene Ontology annotation, molecular function: transmembrane transporter activity. Lineage: Eukaryota; Metazoa; Chordata; Actinopteri; Centropomidae.